Messenger RNA from Cricetulus griseus (Chinese hamster), 1758 nucleotides. Lineage: Eukaryota; Metazoa; Chordata; Mammalia; Rodentia; Cricetidae. The record is from RefSeq and is a predicted model, not a curated record.
CCGUGGUUUCCAGUUCUCCAGAAGCCUGGGCGAGUGAGGACCUACAAAGUUUGUCCGCUCCGGGGCGCCAUACCGGGUCUGCUCCCGGCCGGCCGGGCUGGGGCGGUCUGAGCCCAGGAGACCCUGAUGGCCGCAGUGUUCCUGGUAACGCUCUACGAAUACUCGCCGCUCUUCUACAUCGCGGUGGUUUUCACCUGCUUCAUCGUCACCACCGGCCUGGUACUAGGAUGGUUUGGUUGGGAUGUUCCAGUAAUUCUGAGAAAUUCAGAAGAGAUCCAGUUCAGCACAAGAGCGUUCAAGAAACAAAUGAGACAAGUCAAGAACCCUUUCGGUUUAGAGAUCACUAACUCCUCUUCAGCUUCACUAGCAGCUGGCGUGACCUUGACAACAGAUUGCCUUGAAGACAGCCGUCUUACAUGCUUCUGGGGGUGCAGUGUCCAAAGGCUCUAUGAAGCUCUUCAGAAGCACAGGUACUGCUUCAGGAUAAGCACCCCACAAGCGUUAGAAGAGGCCCUGUACAGCGACUAUCUCCACCGGGAACAGUAUUUUAUUAAAAAGCACAGCAAAGAAGAAAUAUAUUGCCAAUUACCGAGAGAUACUGAAAUUGAAGACUUUGGUCCAGUUCCCAGAUCUCGCUAUCCGUUGGUAGCUCUGUUGACCCUGGCUGAUGAGGAUGAUCGGGAAAUUUAUGAUAUUAUCUCCAUGGUGUCAGUAAUUCAUAUUCCUGAUAAGACUUACAAACUGCCCUGUAGAAUAUUGUAUCAAUAUUUACUCCUGGCUCAAGGCCAAUUUUAUGAUCUUAAGCAACUUUUCAUGUCUGCAAACAGUAGUCCCAGUCCCUCCAGCAAGCCCUCUCCAGCAGACAGAAAUGCCGAGCAGAGCUUACUGGAGAAGGCAGGCCUGGCUGGGAGUGAAGUGGAGCCAGUGGAGGAGAGCAGCAAGGACUGCGUGGUGUGCCAGAACGGGGGCGUGAACUGGGUGCUCCUGCCUUGCCGGCAUGCCUGCCUGUGUGACAGCUGUGUGUGCUACUUCAAACAGUGUCCCAUGUGCCGGCAGUUUGUGCAGGAAUCUUUUGCACUUUGCGGUCAGAAAGAGCCAGACAAGGACAUGCUGGAAACCUCCUGAAGACAUCACAGUCCGAGAUAGUUCUACACAAGGCGUGGAACCUGUGCCCUUAGGAUCAGUUGUAACACCGAACUUACAGUCGUGACUCUCAGAGAGAAUUCUAUUUUCACUUCAUACUUAAACAACGUGGAUGAUGAAAAGUUCUUCCUGCUCGGCAUGGCGAGCCCUGGAGUACAGUCUUUGUUGAUACCUAAAACGCAACUCACUCUUGAGAAGAAUGUAAACAUCUGGCUUUUGCCAGAUAGAAGAUUUCAUAUAAUGUGGAUGAGAAAGUCACUCUGAAAAUCCAUCCACUUGACAUUCCAGGCGAUGCAAGUUUCAGGGUGAAUGACUGCUUUUCCUUGAAUCCUACUUAAAGUAAUUAUAUGUCCCCCAGUUUACAAAGUUAUUGGAAGGGGCUUUUUACCUUCCACUGUCUCUGAAAUGAGUUUUUAUAAAUAUUCAUUUGGUUUCAAAGUUUCCUUAUCAGAGUUACAUAAACACGUGUCUUAACUUUUCCAUAUAGAUUUUGAAGCCAUAAACAUAAGGCACAGUUCUGAUUGUUCCCAUGUGUCAUAGAUUAUAUGACUCUCACCUAUAAGAGGCAGAUACAUAACACCUGGUUAAUAAAAUCUCAUGGAUAAUUAAAUUGUG